CAGUCCGGUAUCACAUGAACGAGCGGGGACCAAUCGGGCUGCGCGCUGCCGGAGAGUGUUGGCUCUCCUACAGCGAGACGGAGGAAAAGGCUGAAUAAAAGGAAACCGAGCCAGGGAGCUUGUAACGACCGCUAAACCCCGCGGAGGAGCCCGGAGCCGCCGCCAUUGGAUAUAUCCACCGUGUGUGACUGGUUCCCGUGCGUCGUGCGCUCUGGAUUAUCCCGUUUGGCACCGGGGCGGACGCGCUGGAUAAGGCCAUGGCCCUAACGUGUUGAUAGCUCUCUGGAGCUGGUGCUGGUGGGGGAGGCGAGACGCACCGCGGAGACAAUUCAUGGCUCAUUGUGCGCGCUGGAAAAUGGUGGAUUAUUUGCACUGUAGCAUGAAAACCUUCCUCCGGCUGGAUCUCCUGUCAUAACCCGGAGCUCGGCGGCGUUUCCUCGGCCUCAUUGAGGUCGUGUUUUUUUUUUUUAGGUAGGUCCCCCCCCCCCCCCCUCCACACACACACACACACACACACACUCACUCAGCUCGAUCCAUUUCUCCUCUGUUUCAUGUACAUGUCGGAUUUUGGCAUCGGCGCGACGCCUCGGCCCUGCGCUCCGUGACGCAAACAUUUGGAGACAAUAAACUGUUGGAUUUAACCGAACCAUGGAUUUCAACAGUGGCAGCGGCGGAGGAGGAGGCGGAGGAGGUGGUGGAGGAGGAAACGAGCUGCACAACAACCAGUUUUAUCAGUGCGAGGAGAACAAGCCGCUGCUGGGGGAGAUGUCGGAGGGCAACAACAACACCAAGCUGGGUGCGGGGCCGUGCAAGAGGAGCCUGCACCACUGCAGCAGCAGCGGGAUGCGAUACAAGCUGCUCCACGAGGGGGACAUCCAGGUGUGCGUGGUCAAGCACCCCCGCACCUUCCUCAGCAAGAUCCUCACCUCCAAGUUCCUGCGGAGGUGGGAGCCGCACCACCUCACGCUCACAGACAGCGGCCUGACCUCGGCCACGCCCACCGGUUACAUGGAGACGUCACUGUCCUACAGCUCCAUCGAGGACCUGCAGCUGCUCUCGUGGGACAACGCUCCAAAGUACUGCGUCCAGCUCAGCUUCCCCGGAGGCACCGUCCUGCUGCAGGCUGCAAACAGCUACUUAAGAGACCAGUGGUUUCACUCCCUGCAGUGGAAGAAAAAGAUCUACAAGUACCGGAAGGUCCUGAACAACCCGAGCCGCUGGGACGUGGUGCUGAAGGAGAUCAGAGCGCUGGUGGACAUGGCGCUGACCUCGCCGCUGCAGGACGAGUCCAUCCACCAGGCUCCGCUGCACAUCAUCUCCACCCUCCUGGCCGAGAUUUAA
Molecule: messenger RNA, 1341 nt
Organism: Paralichthys olivaceus (Japanese flounder)
Lineage: Eukaryota; Metazoa; Chordata; Actinopteri; Pleuronectiformes; Paralichthyidae
Source: RefSeq, a predicted model, not a curated record